GUUAUGAAUUUCUGAAAUUAUGUAAUACAGAGGAGUAUUUUUGUCUGAAAGAAGGGAUUCAAGCUGAAAAGAACUGCAAGGCUAUAACAGUGUCUUUGCUUGGUUGUUGGCUGAAGGCUGACACCAAAGAGGAAUUCGUUAAAGUUAGAAGGAGGGAUUUGGAAAGGCUUACGACUGAGGUUAUGCAACUGCGGGAUUUCUUACCCAAAAUAGUAAAUGGGGAUAUCCUGGGGACAUUCCAGAAACUGGAUGCUCUUGAAUCAAACAUGGAGAAAAAGGAGGAGGAAAUAGAGCAGCUGAAAAUGGAUUGUGAACACUUCAGAGCCCGCCUGGAAACAGCGCAGGCAGAUUGCAUGAGAGAGAAGAAGGAGAAACUAAACCUCCGCCAGCAGCUGAACGAGGCCAAGCAGCAGCUCCUGCAGCAAGCUGAGUAUUGCACAGAAAUGGGUGCAGCUGUGUGCACGUUGAUGUGGGGUGUAUCUAGCAAUGAGGAAGCUGUUAAAACCAUUCUAGGAGGAAGUAAAGCAGUAAAGUUUUUCACAAUCACUGCACAGACCAUGGAGAGCUUUGUGAAGUCAUUAAGUGAAGACAUGAAACAGCAGGAUUUGAAUUCUGAUGAAAAUCAGUUUGUGUUAGCUCUGGCAGGGAUUGUAACAAAUGUUGCUGCGCUGGCAUGUGGCCGUGAGUUCUUGGUUAGUUCAAGUCGUGAAUUACUGGAUACGAUGAUGCACCUUCUGGGAGACAUGAAGCCGGGACUCUGUACCAAAUUUAAAGUGCUAAUGCUAAUGUCACUUUACAACGUGAGUAUCAACUUGAAAGGCUUGAAGUACAUCAGUGAAAGUCCAGGUUUUAUUCCUUUGCUUUGGUGGCUGUUAAAUGACCCAGAUACAGAAGUUUGUCUUCAUGCUCUGCGGCUCCUCCAGUCCGUGAUUCUGGAGCCAGAAGUGUUAGCCAAGUCGGCCUCGGAGAUGCGAGAUACUUUGCCAUUUCAGCGUAUCAUUGCACUGUCAAAGAGCCGCAAUGCAGAACUGCAAGCGCUUGCAAAAGAGCUACUUGAAGAUCUUAAAAUACUUGAGUAUGAAGCGUAG
This is a messenger RNA of Apaloderma vittatum (bar-tailed trogon), 1088 nucleotides long. It is a transcript of the gene HSF2BP, whose product is annotated as heat shock transcription factor 2 binding protein. Gene Ontology annotation, cellular component: cytosol. The record is from RefSeq and is a predicted model, not a curated record. The annotation marks the transcript as partial. The transcript has 8 exons. Lineage: Eukaryota; Metazoa; Chordata; Aves; Trogoniformes; Trogonidae.